This is a messenger RNA of Cottoperca gobio, 3549 nucleotides long. It is a transcript of the gene atp6v0a1a, whose product is annotated as ATPase H+ transporting V0 subunit a1a. Bases 200 to 2761 code for a protein of 853 amino acids. The record is from RefSeq and is a predicted model, not a curated record. Lineage: Eukaryota; Metazoa; Chordata; Actinopteri; Perciformes; Bovichtidae. Gene Ontology annotation, biological process: vacuolar acidification; proton transmembrane transport. The transcript is spliced from 22 exons. Gene Ontology annotation, cellular component: vacuolar proton-transporting V-type ATPase complex; plasma membrane; vacuolar proton-transporting V-type ATPase, V0 domain. Gene Ontology annotation, molecular function: proton-transporting ATPase activity, rotational mechanism; ATPase binding.
AUGUCAACCGCCGUUAAACCUUAAAGAAGAAGUAGAAGAAGAAGAAAAGCUGUCAACUGCAAACCCCCGACCAACCCACAACAAACAGCAAAGAGGAAAACAGGAAGGAAACCAAGGAGGAGAGAGACAUCUCCACCGAAACAUUUCUAGAGCUUCUGGUUGGUCUUAAGGGUGCUGAGCACUCACAUCCUUUAUCAACAUGGGGGAACUCUUCAGAAGUGAAGAGAUGACGCUGGCUCAGCUCUUCCUGCAGUCAGAAGCUGCCUACUGUGUCAGUGAGCUGGGAGAGAUCGGGAUGGUGCAGUUUCGUGAUCUAAAUCCUGACGUGAAUGUGUUCCAACGAAAGUUUGUCAAUGAAGUACGACGAUGUGAGGAGAUGGAUCGCAAACUGAGAUUUGUGGAGAAGGAAAUAAAGAAGGCCAACAUCCCAAUAGUUGACACAGGAGAGAACCCUGAAGUCCCCUUCCCAAGGGACAUGAUCGACCUGGAGGCCACAUUUGAGAAGCUUGAGAAUGAGCUGAAGGAAAUAAACACCAACCAAGAAGCCCUAAAGAAGAACUUCCUGGAACUGACUGAGCUGAAACACAUCCUGCGUCGCACGCAGCAGUUUUUUGAUGAGAUGGAGGAUCCCAGUUUACUGGAGGAGGGCUCCACCCUCUUGGACCCCAAUGAGACGAUCCAGAGGGCUCCUCUCAGACUGGGAUUUGUGGCCGGAGUCAUUGGCAGGGAACGUGUUCCCACAUUUGAGAGGAUGCUGUGGAGAGUUUGCCGAGGAAACGUGUUCCUGAGACAGGCAGACAUCGAAGACCCUCUGGAGGACCCGGCUACAGGCGAUCAGGUCCACAAGACCGUCUUCAUCAUCUUCUUCCAGGGAGACCAGCUUAAGAAUAGAGUCAAGAAGAUCUGUGAGGGGUUCAGAGCGACCUUGUACCCGUGUCCAGAAACCUCCCAGGAGAGGAAAGAGAUGCUCGCAGGAGUGAACGCACGCAUUGAGGACCUGCAAAUGGUGCUGAACCAGACGGAGGAUCAUAGGCAGAGGGUCCUGCAGGCUGCAGCCAAGACGGUCCGAGUGUGGUUCAUCAAGGUGAGGAAGAUGAAGGCCAUCUACCACACCCUCAACCUCUGCAACAUCGACGUCACGCAGAAGUGUCUGAUCGCUGAGGUGUGGUGUCCCGUCUCCGACAUGGACUCCAUCCAGUUUGCCCUGCGCAGGGGGACGGAGAAGAGCGGCUCCACUGUGCCUUCCAUCCUCAAUAGGAUGCAGAGCAAGCAGACCCCGCCCACCUUUAACAAGACAAACAAGUUCACCUCGGGCUUCCAGAACAUUGUGGAUGCUUAUGGAAUUGGCAGCUAUCGUGAGAUCAACCCAGCGCCAUACACCAUCAUCACCUUCCCCUUCCUGUUUGCGGUCAUGUUUGGUGACCUUGGCCACGGGGUGCUCAUGACCUGUGCUGCCCUGUACCUCGUGUUGAGAGAGAGCAGGCUGAUUGCCCAGAAGAACGAUAACGAGAUGUUCAGCAUGGUGUUCGCAGGGCGCUACAUCAUCCUGCUGAUGGGAAUCUUCUCCGUCUACACGGGGAUCAUCUACAACGACUGCUUCUCCAAGUCCCUCAACGUGUUUGGCUCUGGCUGGAGCGUCAGGCCCAUGUUCGACUCUCGGCAAGGGGCCAACUGGACGUUUGCAACGCUGGAAGGCAACAAAGUGUUGCAGUUGGACCCGGCAAUAGACGGCGUAUUCACGGGGCCGUACCCCAUUGGCAUCGAUCCGAUCUGGAACAUUGCCACCAACAAGCUGACGUUCCUGAACUCGUUCAAGAUGAAGAUGUCUGUGAUCCUGGGAGUCAUCCACAUGCUGUUUGGAAUCUCACUCAGUCUUUUCAACCACCUGUAUUUCAAGAAGCCGCUGAACAUCUACUUGGGAUUCAUCCCAGAGAUCGUCUUCAUGGUCAGUCUGUUUGGCUACCUAGUCAUUCUGAUCUUCUACAAGUGGCUCUCGUACGACGCAAGCAUCUCCAAGGACGCUCCCAGUCUCCUCAUCGCCUUCAUUAACAUGUUCCUCUUCAACUACAACGAUCCCAGUAACAAACCUCUCUACAGAGGACAGAUGGCCCUACAAUGCUUCUUGGUGGUAGUGGCCUUGGCUUGUGUUCCCUGUAUGUUAAUAGUGAAAACUCUGGUUCUGCGGCGGCAGCAUCUGUGGCGGAAAAACCUGGGCACUCAGAACUUCGGAGGGAUCAGGGUGGGCAACGGGCCCACUGAGGAUGAGGCUGAAAUCAUCCAGCAUGACCAGCUCUCACAGCACUCUGAGGAGGAGCCUGAGUCAAUAACCAAGCGUUGCCUUUUGUCACCUGCUGUCAAGGCGAGUGAGGAGGAAGAGUUUAACUUUGCGGACGUGGCUGUGCAUCAGGCGAUCCACACCAUAGAGUACUGCCUGGGCUGUAUCUCCAACACGGCCUCCUAUCUGAGGCUCUGGGCCCUCAGUCUGGCUCAUGCACAGCUGGCGGAGGUGCUGUGGACCAUGGUGAUGCACAUUGGCCUUUCCAGCAGAAGCUUCACAGGAUUCUUCGUUCUGUCUAUUGUCUUUUUCUUCUUUGCUGUUCUCACAGUUGCCAUUCUUCUCAUAAUGGAGGGCUUGUCCGCCUUCUUGCAUGCACUGCGCCUGCACUGGGUGGAGUUCCAAAACAAGUUUUACACCGGCCAGGGCUUCAAGUUCCUCCCCUUCACCUUCGAAAGCAUCCUGGACGGGAGAUGUGAGGACUGAGAUCUGAGGACGACUCGUCUUCUAUUAAUGUCGCUCGUCUGUUGAGAAUCUGUGUGUGUGUGUGUGUGUGUGUGUGUGAUAUGCAGUUUUCCAUUAGUGACACUCCACAAGAUGUCAGAUUGCCAUUUGUUUUAAACUUCUUAUCACGCAGCAAUUACUUUUCAUUCAUUCCUCAGAAGAAAGCGCAUUAUCUGUGUUAGUGUCUUAGUCAUCCAUGAUUUAUUUAGUUUAAUAUUAUUUAUGCAAACCCUUACUUUAUAAAACCUGCGUGUUUCCGAUGUGGCAGUGCUGCACUAAAUGAGAUGUUGUGUGCAAAUGUCUUGACUGAUUAGUAAAGUGACAGUUUACAACGUCCUUGUUUGUCCUCUACACAUUGUUGUUUCCACACACACACACACACACACGUAGGCUCAUAUCGCACUGCGUACUGACCUCACUGAGAUUUAAAGGGAAUACAUUUUGACUUUCAUCAGGAUGUUAGUCAGUGCUUUGAAGAAGGAGAUGAACUGAUGAUAACACUGCGUUGUGCGCUAACAUUGCCAUGAAUGCGCUUUGUGUUGUGUUAGAGAUCUAUACGGAGACGAAGAAGUGGAAUCUAUUAGGUGUGUGUUCUGUAACCGUGUCAGUCUUUCUGAUUCCAGUCGUAAAGUUUAAAGUCAUCGUCACACGCUGCGUGCUGCAGGGAGUAAGAGCGGCGUGCAGCAGUUAGAGUUCAUUCCACAGAAAUAAUCUACCACCCACAUUAAUUGUGCAUCUCUGUGUCAAUAAAGUGGAACGAGCUGGAUAAA